AUGGCCACAGAGAUUGAUGGUAUUCAGAUACCCUUCGGUGAUGCAAGACAGCCAAAGGCGCUCCCUCUCGACCAUCCGAAAGCUCGCUGGGGAGGCUUCAAAACCGAGACAACCAUCCUACGAGCUGGCCAUGUCCGUCGACCUGGUUGCCUGCCCCUUCCAUGUGACAUCAAAUUCGAACGCGAUCAGCCCGUUAAGCUACGGGACGGCGUGACCAUCUACGUCGAUGUCUACCGACCGGUCAAUGAAUCGAUUGCACACCCCGCGUUACUUGCGUGGUCGCCCUAUGGAAAAGAGCCUGGACGUGGAAAUCAAGUCUUGGAUGAUUUUAUAUUCCGCAUGGGAGUGCCACUGCACAAACUGUCCGAGUUUCAGAGAUGGGAGGGACCAGAUCCGGCUUACUGGGUGUAUCAUGGCUUCACGGUUGUCAAUGCUGAUCCCCGUGGCGUUUACAAGAGCGAGGGCAAUAUAUAUCAGUUUGGCUCGCAAGAGGGCCGAGACGGAGCAGAUUGCGUAGACUGGAUUGGCUCACAGCCUUGGUGCAAUGGGAAAGUGGGGUUGACGGGAAAUUCAUGGCUUUCGAUAUCGCAGUGGUUUAUUGCGGCUGAGAGACCCAAGUACCUUGCUGCCAUUUCUCCAUGGGAAGGUGUCACAGACGUGUUCCGUCAUACAUCACUAGGAGGAGUCAUGUCAAAGCCGGCAAUGGACUUCAAUCUACAGCUCCUCCAGGUCAACGUAGGAGAAAAUUCCUGGGAGAACACCGUGGAGAUGAUAACUAAAUCCCUACAAUAUGGCGCAUAUCAUGAGGACAAGAGAGCCAAAAUUGAGAACAUCGAUGUUCCUGCUUACGUUACAGCAAGCUGGUCCAAUCCGAUUCACUCAUACGGUACCUUUCAUGGUUAUGUGAAUCUGAAAUCUCCAAAGUGGUUGAGAGUCCAUGAUACUUGGGAAUGGCCUGAUUAUUACAAUGAAGAAAAUCGAACUGAUCUACACAAGUAUUUCGACUACUAUCUGAAGGGAAUCGAAAAUGACUGGCCAUCAACCCCACGUCUGCGAGCAAAGCUCAUCGACACAUCAAAGCCGGUAGGCAACUCGGGAACUGACUUUACGUGCCUCGAUUUCCCGUCGCCGAAAAUGAAGUCCUUCAAGCUCUUCCUAGAUGCGGAGAAUGGGUCGCUGACUGAGACGUAUCCCGUUGAAUCCACACUCUCAUACGUUGCGUCAACGGGCAGCAAGUCCCUCACAUACACAUUUUCGCGAGACACCAAAUUCUGCGGUCCCAUUCAAAUCUGUCUCCAGGUGUCGGUUGAAAACGGCACUGACACAGACAUCUUUGUUUCGCUGGACCGUCUCCCCAACGGCUCGGAUCGCCCUGCCGAGCAACUCAAGAUCCCAUACGAGAGAUCUUAUCAAUCUGGACUUAUUCGCAUGGCCCGGAUGUUGAAUCUCUCCAGAGAACUCGGCCUGCUGUUUUAUAAAGGACCUAACGGGUCUGCACGUUUGUCUCGCCGGACAUUGAGGGAGGAAAUUUCGAGGCCGGGGUUUCCGGCACCGGAUUUGAGUCAGUCAAAACCAGUGAAAGAAGGGCAGAUAGAAACAGUCCAGGUUCCUAUCACGCCGAUGGGUAUGUUGUUUCGAGCUGGAGAUAGGCUGCGGGUAACAUUCUCGGGCCUCGAUCCGGCUAUAUUCCCACCAGUGGACCAGAGCACAUUACAGACAGCCGAUGGGGAUCAUGUUAGCACCAGCGUUAACAAGGAUGUUAAAGUCCAAUUACAUUACUUGCUCUAUUUUGCUUAG
Molecule: messenger RNA, 1797 nt
Organism: Aaosphaeria arxii CBS 175.79
Lineage: Eukaryota; Fungi; Ascomycota; Dothideomycetes; Pleosporales
Product: alpha/beta-hydrolase
Exons: 9
Coding region: 1-1797 (598 amino acids)
Molecular function (GO): dipeptidyl-peptidase activity
Source: RefSeq, a predicted model, not a curated record